Molecule: messenger RNA, 1724 nt
Organism: Juglans regia (Persian walnut)
Lineage: Eukaryota; Viridiplantae; Streptophyta; Magnoliopsida; Fagales; Juglandaceae
Exons: 2
Coding region: 595-1362 (255 amino acids)
Source: RefSeq, a predicted model, not a curated record
UUUGAACUCAACUUUGUGAGUGCGUUUAUACUGUGAGUGGGUUUUAAUUUGUUUGCUCGUGGAAAGAUCAAGAAGGGUCUCUCGACGUUGUGUAUGCCAUGUGGGGAGCAGAGAUGUGUUGUGUUUCACAUGCAUGCAUUUGGUAAUUCCAAGGCUUUGAUCGAGCUCGUGAAAAUGAUAAUGGGAAACAAGGCUGGUUUUGCUUUCUUCAAGAGAAUCAGUUGCGGAUAAGAACAAACUGUUUGGUGUGGGAGAAAACAGCCAGUGAUUUUUUUUCCUUGAAGCUCAGAUCAUCAGGUAAAUGGAUGCCGGUCAAAUUAAUGAUAUUUUUCACAUGAUCUUUCUACUUCUGACUGAUUCGUCAGCACUCACCUGUUUGAUCUGUUUUCCGCCCCUUUCUUAAUACGUGAGCAGCAUAAAUUAUAAUCAACGUUUGAGACGUUUUUGCUCCAAAACUUUUUAGCUCAUGACCUAGAAGUCUUUUCUGAAAACCCUUGAAAAAUAUUUACUAUAUAUAAUCUUGCGUUCUACUUUUAGCCGUCCAAGUACCCUUCUUUCAUCGGCCUCUUUUUGUAACCCUUCUUUGAUCGAUCGAUGUAUGCCAUGGCAAAAACAGCUGAGAAACGAAUCUGUUCCUCGUUGUGCUUUUCCAGACCCUUAUGGCUAUGCAUUGCAGCCCUUGUUCCUUGUUUAGUUUUCACUUACUUUCUAAGUUUUGGGUUCCAUCCAUUCCUUGUUACCAUUCCAAUUUUGGUUCUAUCAACCCUGCUCAUCGUCACAUUCAAAAGGAAAAAGGUGGUUUUGGAUGAGAAUAGUGUCCAAGAUGAUCAUCAGGCCGGUCUCAACUGCGGCCAGAAAAACCUGCAUGGAAAAGAAGUGGGAGAGAAACUUCAGCUACCACUAGAAACCUCUACUCAGACUGAGGCGGUCCAAAAAAAUGAAGUUGGUCUGAUGCAUCAUGAGUACCAAGUUGAAUCACCCUCGGAUAUUCUCUUUUCAUCAGACAGUGAAAGCAGCAAUGACUCCAUUUUAGGUGGAAGCUUUGAUCUCGAUUUGAGGAUCAGUUCCAACUAUAUGGAACAAAGUGCAGCAAUCUCAGAUGUUUCGGUUUCUGAUGAAGAUGAUGAUAGCCUCAUUGAAAUAUCCCUACCGGUCAGCAAGUCCGGUGGCCUUGAAGGGGAGCCAAAGCAAUUAAAGCUACAGUCCGAUUUGCCCGGGCUCUUGCCAGACUCCGUUUUCGAACAACAGGGCUUAAUGGAGCUCUUGGCAGAGAUCAACGAGAUGAAUGAGGAAGAAAACUUGAUCGAGAUUGAUCUUUCAAUGGGCUCCAUCAAGUGUUCAAGGUUAGAGAUUGAAGCUUGAGUUAGAGCAUUGUGAAGAGGUCAAUAGAAUUUUGAUCUCAAUGGUAGGGUUGAGAUAAAGGGAUAGUAGGUUUUUGUGUUUUUUUCUUUAUGGUAAGAGAAUUUCUGCUUUUCCAUUUACAGCUUGGCUUUUUUUCUACAAGGCAUGAGGCUUGACUUUCACAAGUUGAGCAUGCCUAGAGCGUUGCCUUUUAAAAUCCCUUUUGUAUGCACUAAAGUAUAAAAAAGUUGCAACUUUAUCAUGCCUUUGUUACAUAUAUUAGCAGACACGAGCAAAGUAAAAUAAUCAUUCUUUCUGUGGAGGAUGGGAAUCCCAGUACUCGCAUUAAUUAAUGUCUUUUCAAUGAAUGAGAUCUCGAUAUU